CGGGAGCGGCCCGCGGUCGGGGCAGGCAGAGCCGGCUGGCGGGGCGCGGCGCCCGGCCUGCCACCGCGCCAGGGCCGCAGCAGGAUGUGUAAAGAUUAAGUGCCAAGCGCCAAAAUGAGCGUGACUUCGUGGUUCUUGGUGAGCAGCACGGGCAUUCGCCAUCGGCUCCCUCGGGAGAUGAUAUUUGUUGGCAGAGAUGACUGUGAACUGAUGCUCCAGUCCCGCAGCGUCGAUAAGCAACAUGCUGUAAUCAACUAUGACAAGGAGAAAGAUGAGCACUGGGUGAAGGAUCUCGGGAGCUUAAAUGGAACAUUUGUCAACGAUGUGAGGAUUCCUGACCAGAAGUACAUCACCCUGAAGCUGAACGAUGUCAUUCGCUUCGGCUACGAUUCCAACAUGUAUGUCCUGGAACAGAUUCAACACAAGGUCCCAGAAGAAGCAUUAAAGCAUGAGAAGUACACCAGCCAACUUCAGAUGAACUACAAAGGCACGUCCAUGAAGAGGGCGGAGCAGCCCAUGGAGCAUGGAGUCUACACCGAGUCCUCACAAGCAAAGCUGGAGAAAGGAGAGAGGAAAGCAAUUACAGAAACCAAUACCUACCGCACCCCUCUGUAUGGGCAGCCCUCGUGGUGGGGGGAAGAUGAUGCGAACAACAAGGAGGACAGAAGGCAAGAGGAACAUUACUCAGAAAGAUCAAAAGAGAUAACCCAACAUGAAGAGGAACUGAAUGGUAAUAUCUCUGCUUAUAGAGAUGCCCAAGAACAGUCUGUGUUUGCCUUCCGGAGAGAGCCAAGUUACUUUGAGAUUCCAACUAAAGAAUUUCAGCAGCCAUCAAAGUCUCCAGAAACACAGGUCCAUGAGAUCCCAACAAAGGAUGUUGACGCUGUAGUAACCCCUGUUGUACAGAGCCAUGCCUCUUUCACCAUUGAAUUUGAUGAUGGCACCCCCGGUAAAAUAAAGAUAAAAGACCACGUAACUAAAUUUUCGCUCAGGCAGAGAAGACCCUAUAGUAAGGAACCAGCUCAUACAGAAGUGAUGUCAGCAGAGAGCAAGGUGGCUGAUUGGCUUGUUCAGAACGACCCAAGCUUGAUGAGACGACAGUCUCCAGGAGAUGAUGUCUACAGUACAAAGAGUGACCUGCCUGUGCACGUGAGGACGCUUAAAGGUUCCUGGUCGUUGACUGAAUCGUGUUGUGUGCCUUCACACCCGUUCCCUUCUCCAAAAAAAGGCAAUAGGCACGAGGAUGGGACGCAGAGCGACUCGGAAGACCCCGUGGCACCCAAGGCGGAGAAAGAGCCGACGACAACGGGCAGCGAGCGUGGGGCGGAGCAAACCAAGCUGCAGCGGCAGAUGAGGCGCGAUCCCCACGAGAUGCUGCACAACAAGCAGGCCUUCGUCAUCGAGUUCUUCGAGGACAUGCCGCGCAAGAAGCGCUCCCAGUCCUUCACGCACAGCGCUCACUCCUCCCAGAGCGACACCGACCCGGGGCCCAAGACCAAGGUGGAAAAGCGCAAGAAUGUGUUGCCAGCGGAGAAGCAGGGAAACGCCGUGCCGCCCAACCACCAGGCCCUGGCAGGCAAAGGCAGCAACAGCUCCUCCGGGACCCAAAGAGCAAGCUCCUUCAAGAGGGAGAAGACGGAGGAUCGGAUCAACUCUUCGUCCGCCUCUGCAUCCAGAGGGUCAGCCAGAGCUUACGGGAGCGUUGGGAGGAAGUCUAAAAUGGCUCAGGAUUUUAUGGCCGAGUACUUGCGGGAGACUGCCCAGGGUGGGAAGCCGAGUGCUGAGAAAGCGGCGCCUCUGCCCAUGCCGGUAGCUCCGUGCGUGGUUGUGUCGUCUGAACCAGAGUCUGUCUCUGCCCCACCUCCGGAGGUAAAGUCAGCCCAGGGCAGGAGGAACGAUGAGGAGGACAGCGUGAGCGAGACAGGCACGUACACCAUUGAGACAGAGUCACAGGAUAAAGAGGUGGAGGAAGCACGAAAAAUGAUAGAUCAGGUUUUUGGUGUUCUUGAGUCACCUGAAUUUUCCAGAAUCUCUUCAGCGUUUAGACCAAUAAUUAAAGGUGAAAAAGAUGACUCUGGUUCUCAUCAGCAUCUAAUCAGUGAGAACGGCACUAGUCAGAAGUCAGCCUUGCUCCAGGCAUUUGCCUCAAAAGCUGUGAGUGGGUCUCAGGCUGAUGUGCAGAUGUCUGCAGCAUCUCAAGGGAGUCAGAAGUGGGUGUCUAGGUGGGCGAGCCUUGCUGACAGUUACUCUGACUCUGGAUCUGUCUCUGGGCAGGGUGAUGGAGGUGCAGAAAGUGGUGUCACCCCAAAACCCGGUGAACCAGAAAACGCUGUGCCUUUGAGAACAAGGCGCCUUCUCCCCCAGCUCCCGCCCAGCGAUAAAUCAGACAGCCCCACGCCCACGGUCCUGCUUUGCCAGGACUCCUACUCCGAGGUUACCAAGAGAACCAUCGUGAAGGACCACUGCGGGGAAGGCUAUGGCGAUCCCAGCAGCCGCCUCUUCAUCCAAGAAGACUUGGAUCCAGAUAGCCUCAGCGACGCCAGCAGGUCUGAUGAUGGCUUCAGUGUGGAAAAAGGCAAGAAAUAUAAAGAGAACAAUAAAAUGUUGGAGCAGAUGGGUGAAGACACGAGAGCUGAGAGCCGGCAGCCAGGAGCCUCUCGGGUCUCAAACGUGAGAGCUGUAAGUGAGCCAGUUCCUACUUCGUUCUACAUUGGUGAUGACAGCAACGAUGCGAGGAUUCCCUCCAAGCUCUCUCUGAGCACAUCCCAUGCUCGAGCAGACAAAGACAGCAAGGAUCAGGAGUUUUCCUUCAAGUCUGCUGCCACAACAGUUCCUGGAAAGCCACCGGUCAAAGAUGUUAGCGCUUACAUAAAUGCAGCUGGAAAGGUGCUUAUUUCCCUUCAUCAGAGUCUUCCUCAAGAUCAAGAAAACACAGCAGGAAAGGAAACAUCGUCUUUUGUUAGGCAAGAAAGUUUUACCAAAGAUAAAUCAAGCAGUAGCAUUCCUCAAAAUAAACUCCCGCAUAUUUCGAGUCACCCCUUGCUUAAAGAUUUAGAGGCUGUUCGGUCGACUCGUAUGGACUUUGGUCAGGAGACUCAUCUUCUCCUGAAGGACACUGAAACUGCCUUGGCAGCACUGGAAGCCAAGUUGCUCAGUCAAAGCCAACAGUUGGAGCCCUCGGAAGCUGCUGGUCAGCUGGAGGACUCCUUGUCUGGGGACUCUGACGUGGACACCGCCAGCACGGUCAGCUUGGUGAGCGGCAAAAACGUCCCGGUAACCGCCCCGAAGCGCAAAGCCGUCGUGAGCUUACAGAAGGAGAAAUCUUCCUCCACGCCAUCCAUCCAGGACCAGUGUGUGCAGCCCAGCGCUCGGGACAGGCUGACGGAGAAGCGGAAGACGCAAACGCCGGAGGCACCAAACCGCGCCGAGGCUGCCAAACGCUUCCAGAUGAAACGAAGCGCUGGGACUCGAGGGUCGCUCGACUUCACGGAUGACGAGAGAAGCUCGAGCUUGCCCUACUUGCCGGUCCCUGACGCGGUCGUGUCCGACCACGAGCAUUCGGUAACCCGGCCGGUUCCACGAAGGAAACCUUUCACUCAGGCGGCCAAGGAGGACCAGAGCAAAACGACCUCGAACGUGCAGAAAAUCCAACAAGUUCUCACCCGCUCCAACAGUUUAUCCACCCCACGGCCCACGAGGGCCUCGAAGCUACGCCGUGCCCGGCUGGGAGACGCGUCAGACAACGAAUGCGUCGACACCGAGAAGACGGCCGCCAACCCCGAAGGCGGCGCUUCGGGCCUCAAGCAGUCCACGGAGACGAAGAAGCUGUCCCGGCUGGACAUCCUCGCCAUGCCCAGGAAACGGGCGGGUUCCUUCACGGUGCCCAGCGACUCGGAGACAACGGCGCAGUCGAGGCCGGGCUUCUCAGGCCGGAGCGCGGAGGCCUAUCGCAAGGCGGCUGUUUCAGAGGUUCGAGCCGCAGCGAGGAAAACGGCAGCCGCGGCCUCUGCGAAGCAGCCUUUCAGCAGGACACGUUCCAGCAGCGUCAAGUAUUCCUCAUCGUCCACAUCAAGGCGGAGACAACAGGGUUCAGAUUACACUUCCACUUCGGAGGAGGAAUAUGGCUCAAAUCAAAGCUCCCCUAAACACAAACGCUCCCAUACUUCAACAGCCACACAAACACCGAGGAUACGUGGCUCUGGGCUGAGCAAGCAGAAGCACAACGGCCGAGAAACGGACGAGGAUGAAGAUUUUGAUGACCCCCCUGACCCCUACAACUUCAUGGCUCAGACGGCAGAGAUAGCAGAAAUAGCCAGGCUCAGCCAGACCUUGGUGAAGGAUGUGGCCAUUCUUGCUCGAGAGAUUCACGAUGUUGCUGGGGAUGGGGACUCACAGAGUUCAUCAGGGAUAGGACCAAGCGCCUCCUUCAGCUCUAUGCCCAACACUCCUGCUUCCACCAUAUCAGCAAGAGAAGAGUUGGUGCAGCACAUUCCAGAAGCAAGUCUGAACUACCAGAAAGUGCCUCCGGGAUCAGUGGAACUGAAGGAUUUUGACCAAAAUAUGAAUGAUAAUAGAGAAGAGGAUCCUUCAAGGAAAACGAGGACAAGGAACCGUGAGGAGGUGAUCUUUGACAAUCUGAUGCUGAACCCGGUGUCCCAGUUAUCACAUACGAUCCGUGAAAAUACAGAAAACCUAGCUGAAAAAAUGAAGAUUCUGUUUCAAAACUCAGAAAGGAGCUGGGAGGAGAUGGAGGCCAAAAUGAAUUCAGAAAAUGAAGUGCCAAUCCUGAAGACAUCAAACAAGGAAAUCAGUUCUAUCCUGAAGGAGCUGAGGAGAGUUCAAAAACAGCUUGAAGUGAUAAAUGCUAUCAUUGACCCUACUGGAAACUUGGAUGUAGUUGCCAGUAACAAAGCAUCUGCUGCUGCUAAACAAUCUACAGCCACUAAAGUCAGGACUGUUAACACUUCUGGAUCCACACUGGAGACUUUGUCCCCAGCACAGAUGAGAAACUACACACAGAAAUCGAACUGUGGGUCAUCCAGCUUACAAGAUUCCAAUUUCAUUCCAGAUGGAGAGAGAUACGUGAUCUGAUCCAAUGUUUUGUAUUGCUCUCAUGCUGUGAUCUCCUGUCGCGUCAGUGUCGUGUGUGAGUGGGCUGUGGACGGUUUGUGUGGAGCAGUUGUUUAGAUUGCUGACACGUUGCACAAAAGGAAAAGAAAGAAAAUUGUCUGUGCUGUGAGGGUGAAUGGAGAGUCUGUGUAUGCCUUUUCAACAAGACUAACACUGUGGAGCAGCACAUACUCAGCACAGAGGCAAACUGAUCUCUUAGCAAAUUGGUCAUUUUACUCUUCCAGUGUGCCAUAUGAGAGGCUUUGCAUUUACUCCAUCCAGCACUGCUGAAGCUCAAGUGUUCCUGCAGUGGCCUCUUUGGGAUUAUUCAGUUGUAACGAGGCUCAACUUCAGAAACAAACCCACACUACUUUUUCUUUGUGGUACUACAUUUUGUUUUGGUUUUUGUUGGUUUGAUUUUCUUUGUUUUUAUUUGUUAUCAAGUGUAGAAGUGAAGCAUUAAGACUCUGUUGGAACCCAAUGUGCAAAUCCAACAGGAUGAUGGUGCAAUAUUGGGGGUUUCUAGGUGAAACUCUACCUUGCAGUUGUGUAAGAAGUCCUUUUCAUCAAAAGGUCAUAAAAAGGCAACCACACUGAAGUUGUGCAUCCUUCUUUGUGUUUUUGUAGUCCAAAAACCAAACCAAGACAGAACAAACCCUUUGCUUUUCUCUUGGGAAAGUGUAAAAGUUAAUAAUGCUAUGAAUAUAAAGACUACUAAUGCAGUGACUAGUUUUGGUGAUAUUUCAGGCCCCACAUUUGGGGUAGGUACAAAAAGUCAUAUUUUACAGUUUAGCUUGCCACAGGUUUUCAUCAUUCCAAUACAAAUGCUGUCCUUAAGCUGGUUUUGUUUCCUUAAAAAUAUACAGCCUUGUUAUUUUAUACAAUGAGCUACACAGGCUCUUGGCUGGGCCAAAUGAGAUGUCUGCAAUUAGCUCAUUGCCAAGAGAGACGUCUGUUCUGGCGGCUCACAUAAUAAAACCUCAUUGCACAGUUGCUGUGAGCUGGUGUUCACCUGACAGCACUCCAAAAGUCCUGGUUUAAAUGUAGCUCCACCUUUAUGGCUAACUCUGUUAUGAUUUUUCUUUCCAAUGCAAAAGUGCUUGAAGACCAUCACUCUGUGGUAUUCUUCAGAAAGCGUUCGGCGGCACGUGGGGUUUUGGUCUGGGUUUCUUAGUUUUUCAUCUGUUAUAAUCCUAGAAACACUAAGGAUUAUGUGCAGUUGCACUGAAGUGAUUUCUUGUUUGUUUCUUGGGGUUUUUUUUUUGUAGUCUGUCUUUCUGUUGAGCUGCAAAACACUAAGCAGUUUGUGUUGCUUUAGGAACAAAAGGUUUUGUUUCCGAGGGGAUCUCCUCCAGAUGUGCUUGCUCCCAGGUUUUUUUCUGUCUUGUAUCGAUUCCUUUUUCAUCCUUCCAGGUCAAUAAACAGUAAUGGGGUAAAAGAAAUUCUUCUGUAGCUAUGGAGGAUGUGUUUAGUGGGAAAGGUGAGCAGAUGAGUUCCACUUUGCCCUCAUACAGUGUGUAGCUUAACCAGUGACAAUGGUUUCCCAAGCUUGACUGCUUCUUGUGUGCUGGCAUUGUAUUUUGGGGUGGGUAGUGGAUUCCUUAGUUAGUUUUAGUAGUUACCUCAGCUAUUUCUGCUAGAAUGUUGUAAUUUAAAUAGAUAGGGAUGCUCACAAAGUGUUUAAUCCUACUAGCAAAGACCCUAAUUGCUUUCCUGGUGAAGCCAGUGGGAGCUCUAUCCAUUUCAGCAGAAAGGGGGUCGGGCCCCAGAUGGGACUGUGCCAACAGGACAUUGGUUUCUUUUGAGCAUGCAAGAUGCUGGCUGGUAAACAAUAGGUACAAAUAUCCUUCCCAGAUAUCCAGUAGGUUCUAAGACUCAUCUGCUGGUGUUGAGGUGCUCUUCACUCAAGCCACCUGCUGCAUUUCACGUAGGUGAAUGCAGAAUGAAGAACUUGCCCUUGAUGUUCUGCCUGUAAUAUAUGCACUGUCUGAAUGUAUUCAGUCGUUCAUUCUGAUCUGUCUUUUCUUGAAAUACCUGUGUCCUUGCUGAAUGUCAUCAGUGCUGGGAUCCUUCCUGACACAAGACACAGUUUUUCAAGCCCUUCUUGGUUAGGGUUUGGGCCGACGAGGUGCUACCCCAACUCAUUAGGAGUUGAAGGACCUUCACCGAUAAGGUGUUGCUGUUAGUUUCAGUUUUGCUGUAGGGAUAUAUGAAUUACUCAGACAUCUGGCUUUUGUUAUCGUUUGUUACCCACUUUUCCACCUCUCUGUGGCUAUGCUCUAGUGGGUUUCAUUUCUCUGCAAGAUGUCCUUGAUGAGGCUUCUGUUUCACUUGAAAAUUGCUGCUUCAUUCAUUCAUGAACACUUCAGGGAGGGAUUUUCUUCCUUGUUUAUUAUGCUCUGGACUCGAGAGAGAGCCUGCAGACACCUUACAUCACUUAAACCAGCCCCCAAAAGACGAUAGCCCUUCAAGAGACUUACGAAGGGUGCAGCAGUCGGUGUCUGUUUAUCGUUCGGAGAUGUGUGUUUGUGUGUGAAGCAGGGGGAGGAUGCACAGCUUGAUUUGUUUUAUUUGUGACUCAGCCAAACUAUACAAUGCUUCUGUGUCCUGACACAAUGUUCAUCCUCAGAGCUUUGCAUUUGAAGCAGCUUUGCUAGUCAAUGAUGACAUGCAACGUAUUUUUUCCUGCAUUCACUGCUCCUGAAGUGAUGCCCCAUUUGCACUUGUCUGCUCCAGAGAAGCCAAAGAGCUCAUCACCUGACUGUAUGACUCCUUCCUUGGUUGAUCAUUCUUACAAGCAGUACUGUAUGCAACCAUGAAAACAUGCCUCUGUGUGACUCCUCCAGUGUGAACCUAACAGAGUGUGGCGGUGUGUUUGGGUGGCUCAGGGUUGGUGCCUGAGAUGCCCGUUGGCUUCCUGAGCUAUGGAUGAGCUUUGCCCUGAGCUCAGCUGAGGUGCCACUGGCCUGUGGGUCACUCUCAUACCAUAUUGCUCUCAUGUGUUUUCUCUCUGACUAAAGAAAUGUAACAGAGGGUGGGAUUUUUCAAAGUCUUAGGGAAGCAAGUGCUCAGGUCCUUUGAGGUUUCCAUAUGCUUUGGGUGCCUGACGCCGUGAGCACCUUUCAAAAUCCCAGCCCUCUGCUCUUCCACUCUACUUGAAAACCACAUCCUCAGUUGGAAAACUUUCAAAUGUACAAACCUGUUGCUGUGUUCUGAUGGUGUGAAUGUAAAUUCCUGCCAGGGUGUGCACAAGCUGGGUGAGCCAGGACCUAAAGGUACCUACGGCCACGUCUUGUCGUGAAGAAAAGAACGCCUUGCAUCAUCUUUGAGUAUUUUAGUAAAGGUACAACUAGGGGAAUGUUUACAUGCAGCCUGUUGGGGGGAGGGGGGAAACAAGAUAAGAAGUGUAAAGUAUUUAAGUGCAAGAUUCUACUAGUUUUUUUCUUGUUUGGCAGAUCACACGAGCUAUUUUUGCAGUUCCCUGAACGUGUGUAACUUUUGCAAAGCCCAGACACAACUACCUGUUCACUUUCCGUGUGCUCAAUCGUGCCUAUUUCACUCUCUGCUGUCGUUAAUGCUGCUGAUUCUGCUGUUCUGACCUGUUCACUGGAUCAUUCCAUUUGCAUGCAACACAAAUGCAAGCUGAGCUGUCUGAGAGUAAAGCUGAAACACGUUGGUAUAACUUGAAUCGAUUCGUGACUUUCUCUUUCCCACACCUUGGAUUGCUGUGUAUAAUUUUGAUUCUCCUGCCCUGAUUUUUCUUCUGCUUUUGGUUGGUUCUUUCUUUUUUUUUUGAAUGGUAAUUUAUUUUUGGUUGGAUUCUAGGCAGUAUCUGUACAUUUUGUUUCAAGGUGAUAUUGUGGAUGUCUU
Messenger RNA from Colius striatus (speckled mousebird), 8979 nucleotides. It is a transcript of the gene CEP170B, whose product is annotated as centrosomal protein 170B. The transcript is spliced from 20 exons. The record is from RefSeq and is a predicted model, not a curated record. Lineage: Eukaryota; Metazoa; Chordata; Aves; Coliiformes; Coliidae. Gene Ontology annotation, molecular function: protein binding. Bases 115 to 5091 code for a protein of 1658 amino acids.